AUGCCAAUUCAUUUCUUCACUGAAUCACAACGGGAUGGUCGUGCAAGUCUAACCCGAGAACCGAAGGGAAAGGAGAGGGAAUAUGUUGAUCACGUCGAAUUUCCCUAUGAUCAAGACUCUGCUGCAGUGUUGACCGGGUCCGCUAGCAUCUCAUCUCAUGAAUCAUUAAGAUAUCCCUAUUUGUAUCCUGCUCAGCAACCAAAAUCACCUCCAAAGCCCACAUCUCCAAGAAAACCUCGCACUUCCCUCCUAUUCUCUCUCGUUCGUAAAAAGACUGGUCCCAGUGGCCAUGUUUCUCAAUACGCGCAUCCCAUCGUCAUGCCAGGCGUCAUGGAAAUAUCCCGCCCAUAUUCCUAUGUUCAAGAGGAAGAGGAGCGAGAGAGACUCAGAGAUGCUGCUGCUCAGAGUAUUGGUCUCGUCGACUAUGCUGCCACUGAACACCAAGAGGAUACUCGAGAGGACCAAGUACCGACAUCUGCAACCAUUGAUUCACAUAUAUCCUUACCUUCUCCCCCUAUGCCUUCAUCACCCAUACCCUCAUCAACCCCAACCCUCUUACCUCAUCUCCCCCCCUUUCCUACAACCCUCGCUUCCCUCACAUCACGAAUCACACUCACCGGCACAUUUCCCAAAUUCUGUCCCUCGUCCUCUCUCCUCGUAUACGCCCUCGCAAAGCAGUGGAAGACAAGGUCCAUAGUCCUCACGACUGCGACCUCGGCCGCAUCCCAGACAGUCACACAUCUCCAUCUUUUCAAAUCAAAUAUUCCCUCAUCCUCGGAGCUUCACCGCUUACCUAUCACCCAAGACACUGCUAUUUACGUUACAGAGCAAUCCGGACCCAGUGUGAACUAUACCCGAACCAACAGCCUUAGUAAACGCGACAGCAGGAGCGGAGCAAGAGGCAGCGGAGGCAAGUCAAAUGGCUCAGUCGUUGCUAUUGAGCAAGGCAACAUUAUCUGGCAUUUCGAAAUGCAGGAUCCGAGCGAGAGACAGAAGUGGAUUGGUGCCAUAAAGGCAGUUGUCCUGGGUCAAAGAUCCAUGCGUGCAGGUAUCACUGCAUCACCCCACCUCAGUGGGCACGAACCCCGCGGGGACAUGGAUGUCAUGCUCUCCAUGCGACUCCAAGCAUCAUUAUCUUCCGCCGCAUCCCCUAUAUCACCCCCAGCUUCAUCAACCCACACCUCAUCAUCUCCUCCACCUGUUUUGGCAGGUUCCCCUUCCCUCUCACCGCCCACAUCCCCAAUUAGAGCGUCUCUGUCGUUCGAAGGCAUGCGUUCCCAACCGCACACACGGUCUUCGACACCCAACCUACCCGCACCCACCGAGCCCUUCACGCGCGCAUCAAGUAUCAGAUCAACCAAGAAAUCCCAAAGCCAAAGUUCCAACGCACAUAGAUCCAACUCAAACUCUGACUCCUCCCCAACGCCUUCCAUCCACCUCCAAUCCAAGCGCUCAGGCAACAUCUCCCCUAUCCAACUCUCCCAAACGCACUCUUCUAAAUCCUCCACAUCUACUACCAAGACUAUCAAAGGCAUGUUCACGCCUCGUUCUCGUUCGCCGUCCUUGUCUCUCAACGGACACAGUCAUGAGCGCGAAAGUGAGCAUGCAGAAGAGAGCUUUGGGACCGUGGGGAGUAGUUUAAUGGGUAUCACUAGUGGCGUGGGCAUGAGCACCAAGAGGAGCAGCUCGCCGAUGCGCCGUUCGGACUCCCCCGUUCCUAGCGUGGCAUCGUCAGGACCCGACGAAUCUAGUGUGCACCUGUCAAACGGGAGUACACACAAUGGGAGUUUGUCUAAUGGUGUAGGUGUGACCCCGAGUAUGUGCUGCUCGAGCAUCAACGGGAGCUUGUCUAAUGGGACCCCGAGCACGUGCUGUGCGAGCAUCAAUGGUAUUCCAGCUUGUGAUCUCAAGAUCGUCAAAGAAGAUGAACGGUGGGCUCCUUCGCCGUCCACAACUCCACCUCUGUCGCACACGCUUUUCCACCCGCUUUCCCACUCACACUCACACUCGCAUUCUCUCCACCCGCCCCCGUGGUACAAGAAGCAGACUUUCGUACACUCACUCACAGACGCGCUAUGCCAGCAAAUGGACACAAAUACUACGCCUAGCAUGCAGAUCUCCACCGUGACCGAGGGCAGCUCAGGUACCGCAGUCACCCCACGUUCCAUUACCCCCACACCCACACCCACGCCUAACCCAGCACGUCUAUCCGUGCAAACAAUUUCCACUACAACUUCCACUGUCGAAAGAUCGGGCUCAUCAGCUUCAUCCUCUGCGCCUUCUCGUCGGUGGUCUCGUACCCUCCCGAAGCGGUUAACGCCCCCCAGCGGCCCGCUACCGCUGACGCCACAAGCGCCGUGCGAGUCUGAGCCGAGCGUAAGUCCUAGCAGUGCAGGUUCUGCGAAUGCUAGUGCUGCUUUUUGGAAGAGGACGAGCGCGUCGAGUAGCGUGAGCAGUGCGAGUGUGAGAUCGGGGAGUGUGCGGCGGACAAGUACGGUUGGGUCUUUUGGCUCAGGCAUUGGUAUGGGUAUUGGUGGUGGUGGAAGUAUUGGCGUGGGGAGUAAACGCCGCUCGAUGCCUCCUCCGCGCCCUGCUCCGAGCUUUGCGCCCCCGCCUGCGCCUGAGCAACAACAACAGCCCCAAUCCCAGCCCCAGAAAACGCUGUUCAGAACGUCUGUAGCUCAGCGCGCGUUGAGGCUCAGCCUGACUGCACCUCCUCGUCCACCACCUUCAGGUGUCCUUCCACCGCGUCCAGACGAACCUGCGUACGCACAUCACCGCAACAGCGGAGAAUUAUCAAUACAGACAUCAAUUCCUCCUCGUCCUGACAGCGCCGCUUCUGCACGGAGUAUGUCUAUCAAGCAGCGUCUGAGGAUUCUCAGUGCUCCGUCACCUCCGUCGCCUGUCAUCGCACUGCACGAUACUGAUACUGACAACGAACUCACACCUCACCAAAUCGUGCAUCCCGUGAUUAUUAGGCCCCUUCCUGGUAGUAGGAGCAGGAGCAGGAGCCCCAUCAGCAGUCGCAGUAGCACCAAUAGCACCACCAAUUCCCGACCCUCAACGCCUCCCCUCCCAGGCACCCCCAUAACAACGAUGCAGAAUCACCCAAACUUCUUGUCGAUAAACACGCACACCUCGCUUCCGGCGAUCCCACUACGUAAUCCGCUCCGUCCGCCACAGCCGCAGCGCCUCCCGAGCGCUCCAGAGAUAAUGGCGUUAUCGCCACCUCCGAGACGAGGGAGUACGCAGCUUAUGGUGCAGUGUCUUGCUGAUGGCGGGGAGGAAAGGGAGACGGUAGAGGGCGAGCUUCCUGAUUUUUCGGAUAUUCGGGUGCAUGCAGGAUCGGUUGGGAGUGAAUAA
Molecule: messenger RNA, 3363 nt
Organism: Suillus subaureus
Lineage: Eukaryota; Fungi; Basidiomycota; Agaricomycetes; Boletales; Suillaceae
Exons: 3
Coding region: 1-3363 (1120 amino acids)
Source: RefSeq, a predicted model, not a curated record